AUGUCGAUACGAGGAGUUUUGAUAGAAUUGACUCUGGAGGAAUCAGUGGAUCCGCAUGAAGUGCAAAGACUUUUGAUCGAUUUUCUGAAGGCAUCACCACCUAUAUUCAAAUCAAUGAAUAUACGUUACUUGAGGCUUGGGAAAAAUGAUGGAACUGAAGAACACUUGGUCAAUUUAACUGAUGCAUCAGAGGAUUUUGGUUGUACAACUUGUUGCAUGGAUGACAUGGAAGAGUCUACGAUCAUGAACUUUGACGGAAAUUUGGUUCCACGUGAUCCGAAUGGAAUUUUGUUCAAUGAUCGUGAUACAAACCAGGAAUUAAACAACACAUUUUAUAUGGAUUGCGAAAAUCAUUCAAACUCGAUUGUGAAAGAAGAAACUUCCACUUUUGUGCUGAAAAGAGAACCAUCGAUGGAUGUAUCUUCAUUACAACAAUUUUACACAAAAACAACUUCAAAACGAAAGUCUUCAUUAAAAGAAUUGGAGACAUCCACCAAGGCAAUUUCACAAAAUGCCGUCAAGCCAAGAAACAUCACAAGCACCAUGCACAGUACUCAAAAUGCAGAGGGCCCUGAAAAGUCAAUGAAUUUUGUAGAGGAUCAAGUUAAUAAAGCUUCUAACAGAGCAAUUGAUGAUUCCGUCUUUGAUCGACCCACUUUGGGAGAAUUCAAGAACGACAAUGAAAAAGUUGACGAAACAAAAGAAAAAGGGGCUGAAAAGGAUUCACUACUGGACGAAGUUAAUAAAGAUUUAAAUGUGGAUGAAUUUGAAAGCGAUCCACAUGAAGCAAGCGAAACAAGCGAACGUACGAAAAGUAAUUUGGACCAACUUGAUGCUAGUUCAAAUGGAGCAAUUGAUGAUUCCUCAUUUGAUCGAAGCCCCUUAUAUGAAUCGCAAAAUGAAUCUGAAGAAAUCGAUGAGAGCAAAAGCGAUGGAACAAAUGAGAACACAUCAAAAGCCGCAAUGACACUUCCUUCUUCAGGGUACUUCGGGAUAAAAAUGGAUAAUCUGCAUGAUGUGCUUGAAGCUGUAAAACGCGGAGAUAUGCCGAUUGAUGAGAUGGAAACGGGAGUGUACGAUUUUGAUGCGGAUUACAAUAAUCCGAUGGAAUCGAAUGAAAAUGGAAACGAAACACAAAAACUCGAAGAUACGUUACCAUCACGACUCAAAAAUGUGCAAUCUUAUAAAAAAGGUAUAUACUGGUGGAAACGAGCAAAAUGUCUGCAAUGCCCCCAUUUGGUGUUCAAACAGGCCAGAGAGGUAAUUGCUCAUAUCGUGGCUAAACACGUAGGCAAUGACGUACCAAAAAUUUUCAGAUGCACUCUAUGCUCGAUGACCUCGAAUUAUAAAUUCAAUCUGCUGAAAGAACACCUUCGGAAGAGGCACAACAUUCGACAAAGCAAAAACGAUCAAUCUUCGGUUGAAGAAAAAUGGCAUCCAUUAACACUCAAACGAACGCUUCAACUAGCUGAAGAAGUUUUUCCAAGUGUGGCACAACCAAUCGAAAGGUAUCUCAUAUGGCUGGUUCGCUCGGGCAAAGUUGAUUACGAGGCGCUAACGAGUUUAACGGCUAUA
Messenger RNA from Mesorhabditis belari, 1575 nucleotides. The record is from the annotation of a GenBank genome assembly. Lineage: Eukaryota; Metazoa; Nematoda; Chromadorea; Rhabditida; Rhabditidae.